GAGCACGCGCCGCAGCUUAUGUCACGGCAGCAGCAGCAGUCGGUUCGGCGGAGGAGAGCGGAGGACGGGAUGAAGGAGAAGACGACGGUGAUGAUUGUGACCGUCACAGACAUUCUUUAACAGGAAAAAAAAAAUACCAAGCAGCUCUGCGAUGGAAGGAAAUGUUCCUGACCAGGAGCAGCUCCUGCAGUUUCUCCGGAGGCUCAAGGAGGUUUUCGAUGUCUGUGACGAAGAUGCGGACGGAUUCAUCCGCGUUGAGCACCUGGUGGACCUCGGGCUGCAGUUCGGCCAAGGAGACGAGGUGAAGAAGUUAACCAGGUACCUGGAUCCUAACGCUCAUGGGAAGAUCAACUUCAAAGACUUUUGCCACGGAGUGCUCGCCAUUAAAGGUUGUGAGGGGAUCCUGAAGAUGGCUGUGGGCCCUCGCAGUGUGGCCUCCACCCAGCCGUCUGUCACUGACAACGGUUACAUUUACCAGGUACAUUCAGGGUCGGCUCUAGAACAAAUCGAACGGGGGGGCAAUCAUUUACCACGGGGGGCACACACUGCCGUCAACAACCAACACACAAACACCAACGCAACUUCAAUUAAAACAAACAUGCCGUAA
This is a messenger RNA of Notothenia coriiceps (black rockcod), 607 nucleotides long. Its product is annotated as rab11 family-interacting protein 4A-like. Gene Ontology annotation, molecular function: calcium ion binding. NCBI's taxonomy places the organism in Eukaryota, Metazoa, Chordata, Actinopteri, Perciformes, Nototheniidae. The transcript is spliced from 3 exons. Gene Ontology annotation, cellular component: cleavage furrow; endocytic vesicle; midbody. The record is from RefSeq and is a predicted model, not a curated record. The coding region runs from base 152 to 607 and encodes 151 amino acids. Gene Ontology annotation, biological process: endocytic recycling; regulation of cytokinesis.